CUAAAAUCUGGUGGAAAACAAUGCAAAUAGCAGGAGUGAAGAGCAAAUCCGAAAUAAAAGAAUAUUAUUUCUGAAAUACAGUUUUUUAACGCACUUUCAUAUAUUUCGAAUUUUACAGACUAAAUUAAUAUCUAAGAGUACUUUUUUAGUUGUGAUGCACCUGUAUGAAAUAUUGUUAUUUGACGAGUUCGAGUUUUUUCCACUCUUGACUCAGUUGAAAUCACAUUUAAAAAAAAAAAAAAAAAAAAAAAAAAAAACAAGAUCAGACAUGCGAUACUAAUCCUUUAACCCUUAGGAAACCAAAGUCUUUGCUGGCCUGUAUGCUUAAAGUACCGAAAUGCCCGAGAUUCACAGCAAAUUCCUCCCCUCCCCGUCCAUUAACGCACAAAGAGGUGUGAGGUUGUUGGAAUUUUAGAGUAAUAUCACACUGGAAUCUGUUUGAAAACGAUGAUAAUAGCAGGAAUGGUAUUUAAUAUGAAUGAAGAGCCGCUCCAUAAUUAAAGGAAUAUAAUUUAUGAGAAGGAGCUUUUUUAACGCAUUUUAUACAUUUGAAAUUUUAUAGACUUAAUUAAUAUCUAAUUAUACUUUUCUUUCAGUUGUGAUGCAACUGUAUGAAAUACAGUUAUUUGACGAGUUCGUGUUGUUGGGAAACAUGGCAGUGCUACAUUGUCCAAUACCAACGUAUGUCAGCGAUUAUGUAACUGUGACGUCAUGGGAAAGAAUGGAUGGUUUUCUUAUUACACCUUUAAUCGUAAGUGGUAAAUAUGGAAUGCUGGAUAAUGGCGACCUUUACAUUAAAGAUACUACUGUGCACGACAGCACAUAUAGUUUUCGAUGCCACACAGAAAAUAGUGUCACUAAAGAAAAACGAAUCAGCAGAAAUUAUGCAAGGAUAAUAGUUACAGAUCCACAUCAUAGCCAGGCACCAAGGAUUACAAGACGUUCCAUACGAGUCGCUACUCGAGCAGGACAAAGAACAACAUUAGCGUGUGUUGCCCAAGGCUAUCCAAUUCCAAAUUAUAGGUGGAGAAAGCAUUUCGGGGAUGAGCUAAAUAUGCCUGGAUUAGGAUCAUCAGUUCGACAAGAAGGAGGAAUUCUGAUUUUUGAAAAGACACAGCCUUCGCAUGCAGGAAAAUAUACUUGCUAUGUCAGUAAUACAAUGGGAGAAGACAAAAUGGAAACAGAACUCGUUGUGGAAGAAAUUCUUCGCACAGUAGUUCACCCGAAAUUACUUCGAGCAGAUAUUGGAAAGAAUGCCUCAUUCAAUUGCACUAUCACAGGCGGACCGGUCGAUUCCGUUGUGUGGAAAAAGGAUAUGAGGUUUUUAACAUCUAAUCCUCGAGUAAGCUUUCCAGUUCCAACCAUGCUUCAAAUUUCUAGAGCUUUGAGACAGGACGCGGGAAUGUAUCAGUGCUUCGCUAGCAGAGAAUACCAUGUCUCCCAAGCUGCCGCUCAACUUAUUAUUGGUGAUGUUGCACCCAAGUUCAAAUUCACCUUUCCCGAGAAAAUAGUUCGAUCAUCAAGCUACGUCUCCUUGAUGUGCGUAGCUACUGGAAAUCCCGCUCCUCAGAUGAAAUGGACUAUGGAUGGUAUAUGGCCUUUGUCGACUCGCCCUGGCACGCUGGUUAGCACUUACUUGAGCAACCAUGGAGAAGUCUUCAGUUACGUCAACAUCACAUCCGUAGACGUAACAGAUAGUGGCGUUUACGCUUGUGAAGCGUAUAACGACGCCGGACGGACAGUUCAUGCGAAAAGAUUGAAUGUUUUCGGAAACCUCUUCAUUCGACCCCUCAAUAAUUUAACCGCCUUGUCUGGUGAAGGGUUUUCAGUCAUGUGCCCUUUCGGAGGAUAUCCAUUUGACAACAUUGCAUGGAAAAGAGAUGGCAGACUGUUACCCAUUAAUCAGAGGCAAAGAGUUUUCCCUAAUGGCACCUUAUACAUAGCUGAAAUGCUACCAGGUGUAGAUGAUGGAUUUUACAGCUGCGAAGUAACGUUUGAGAAAGGCAUACCAGCAUCUAGAACCUUUUCAAUCAUCAUAAGAACGGAGCCCCAAGUUGGCAAUUUCAGCUUCCCCGGCAACCUCCACGAAGGAAUGCGGACAGCGGUAACUUGUAUUGUCCUUGCUGGGGAUUCGCCAAUUACAACGAGGUGGUUAAAGGACGGGUUACCUUUAAUCGAAGAAGAUUUGGACGCCAGUAUAAUCUAUGCCGGGAAUGGUUUUGUAUCUACACUAACAAUCAACACCUUAGCCUACAAGCAUAAUGGGAAUUACACAUGUUUGGCCACAAAUGAUGUUGGCACAGGCGCCGUCAGUACGAAAUUAACAGUGAAAGUUCCUCCGAGAUGGAUUCUUGAACCACGAGACACUUCUGCGAUUGCUGGAAGACCGGCAAGAAUUGAUUGCCAAGCAGACGGAGUGCCCCAACCUCAUGUACGAUGGAAAAUGUCAACAAAUACUCCACCUGAUGAUUUCAAGACUAUCGUUAGCAGUUCUCACGUUCACAUUCUGGUUAAUGGUUCUUUGAACUUCAGAAGUGUAGAACUAUCAGAUGAAGGCUUUUAUCUUUGUGAAGCAAACAACGGCGUAGGCGCUGGCUUGAGUACCGUAGUCAGAUUCACUGUUCAUA
Molecule: messenger RNA, 2627 nt
Organism: Stegodyphus dumicola
Lineage: Eukaryota; Metazoa; Arthropoda; Arachnida; Araneae; Eresidae
Product: cell adhesion molecule Dscam1-like
Biological process (GO): dendrite self-avoidance; central nervous system development; homophilic cell-cell adhesion
Cellular component (GO): axon; plasma membrane
Molecular function (GO): cell-cell adhesion mediator activity
Source: RefSeq, a predicted model, not a curated record